CUACUACCCGGUCCAGCGCGUGCGUGCGCAUGCGCGGAGCGCGGCGCGCGCGGCGGUUGGGCCGUCGGCUAUUCGGCGUUGAGAUCCGCGAAGUCCCAGCAAGCAGCCGGCUCUGAGCCGCGAGCCGCCGUGAGCACUCGUAUUCGAGCCGGCACCAACGAGCCCGGGGGCAUCACCCGCAGCGGCCAAGCUCAUGGCCGGCUGAGCGGGACGCCGCCUCCGCCUCAGCCACCGCCGCCGCCGCCGCCUCCUCCUCCUCAGCCGGCGGCGGCCAGGGCCCAGCAGCCAUGGCCGAAGACUACUGGGACGGGCGCCUGCGGCGAACAGGAGGAGAAGGAGGUCGCGCGGCGUCAGCCCGGGCCGCCGCCUCAGGCGCCGCCGCGUCGGCCCCGCGGCUCUGAGGCUGCUCGCGCGCCCCCGCCGGUCGCCAUGGAUCGGAUGAAGAAGAUCAAACGGCAGCUGUCCAUGACACUCCGAGGUGGCCGAGGCAUAGAUAAGACCAAUGGUGCCUCUGAGCAGAUAGGCCUGGAUGAAAGUGGCUGUGGUGGUGGCAGUGACCCUGGAGAGGUCCCCACACGUGUCGCCCCUGGGGAACCUCGGUCUGUACGCGGCCCACUCAGCUCUGCACCAGAGAUUGUGCACGAGGACUUGAAGAUGGGGUCUGAUGGGGAGAGUGACCAGGCUUCGGCCACAUCCUCGGAUGAGGUGCAGUCUCCAGUGAGGGUGCGCAUGCGCAACCAUCCCCCACGCAAGAUCUCCACUGAGGACAUUAACAAGCGCCUGUCACUACCAGCUGACAUCCGGCUGCCUGAGGGUUACCUUGAGAAGCUGACUCUAAAUAGUCCCAUCUUUGACAAGCCCCUCAGCCGCCGCCUCCGUCGUGUCAGCCUGUCCGAGAUUGGCUUUGGAAAACUAGAGACCUACAUCAAGCUGGACAAACUGGGUGAGGGUACCUAUGCCACGGUAUACAAAGGCAAAAGCAAGCUUACAGACAACCUUGUAGCACUCAAGGAGAUCAGACUGGAACACGAAGAGGGGGCACCCUGCACCGCCAUCAGGGAAGGUAUAAUCCCCCCAUCCUAUUUGUCCCAGGCUUCCUGGACUCUCCCCAUGGCACAUGUACACACACUUCAUGUGUCUCUGCUCAAGGACCUCAAACAUGCCAAUAUUGUUACGCUACAUGACAUUAUCCACACGGAGAAAUCCCUCACCCUUGUCUUUGAGUACCUGGACAAGGACCUGAAGCAGUACCUGGAUGAUUGUGGGAACGUCAUCAACAUGCACAACGUGAAACUGUUCCUGUUCCAGUUGCUCCGUGGCCUGGCCUACUGCCACCGGCAGAAGGUGCUACACCGAGACCUCAAGCCCCAGAACCUGCUUAUCAACGAGAGGGGAGAGCUCAAGCUGGCUGACUUUGGCCUGGCCCGGGCCAAGUCAAUCCCAACAAAGACAUACUCUAAUGAGGUGGUGACACUGUGGUACCGGCCACCUGACAUUCUGCUUGGGUCCACGGACUACUCCACUCAGAUUGACAUGUGGGGUGUGGGCUGCAUCUUCUAUGAGAUGGCCACAGGCCGACCCCUCUUCCCUGGCUCCACAGUGGAAGAACAGCUGCACUUCAUUUUCCGCAUCUUAGGAACCCCAACUGAGGACACAUGGCCAGGCAUCCUGUCCAAUGAGGAGUUUAAGACCUACAACUAUCCCAAGUACCGAGCCGAGGCCCUUUUGAGCCAUGCACCCCGGUGUCCUUGUCCUUGCGGUAGACUUGAUAGCGACGGGGCUGACCUCCUCUCUAAGCUGCUACAGUUUGAGGGUCGAAAUCGGAUCUCUGCAGAGGAUGCCAUGAAACAUCCAUUCUUCUUCAGUCUGGGAGAGCGGAUCCACAAACUUCCUGACACUACUUCCAUAUUUGCACUAAAGGAGAUUCAGCUACAAAAGGAGGCCAGCCUUCGGUCUUCAUCAAUGCCUGACUCAGGCAGGCCAGCUUUCCGCGUGGUGGACACCGAGUUCUGAGUUCUAAGCCACAGACCAAGGCCCCAGCAGGCAGCAGCUGGAGGGAUGCCACACCCCUCACAGGGCAGCCCCCAACUGCAUCCUCCGUGCUUGCUGCCUGCCUACCUGCCUGAGCCAUGUUCACCUGCCCACUUGUCCCCUGCUGCCCACCUGAACACCCGACCAUUGGCCUGUCAACCCACCCAUUGGCCUGUCUGCUGGGUGCUAACAAAGCUCUCAUCACUCCUUCGCCUGGUUUGUCUUGUCUGUCUCUGUCUCAGUAGUUGCCGGCGGACAGCAUGGCCGUGCCAGCCUCCCACACUGAGGCCAGACCUACCGCUCCUCUUCAUACCUUUCCCAGGACCACUCCCCCAUGACCAGCCAGGGGUCCAGAGUUAGCCCAGGCUGGGGAUCUCAACUCAAGAUGGUGGUGAUGCCUUGGGUCUGAGGCAUCCCCUGCCUGCUUUCCUGCGUGUUCCACCUGCCUCAUGUUGUAUGAGCCUUUUUUUUUUUUUUGUCUGUUUCAUUGUUUUUUUUCUUUUUUUUUUUAAUUACUUUGAAGAGGUUUUCCUUUUUUUAAAUGCAAUAUCUCUGUAUACAGACUGGCUGGGCCUCACCCCCUGUGUGAGGCCCUUCCACAGUAUUUUGUGCAAUGAAGCCCCGCUCCCAGCCUUUCAGAGGCAGGGACACAGCCCCUAUUUGGAACCCUGACCAUCACCAGACCCUGGGAUCGGCUAUGGGAAAGCAUGCUACGGCCACUCACCUUCCUACCCCCAGCUGCAGGGAGCUCUGAGGACUACUGGAGAGACUGAGAAAUGGACAAGGUGGGGGACCCCACUCUUUCCUUCCUGCAGUCCUGUAGCCGGGGCCUCCUUCCUUCUCAGGGUCUCCCCAGACUAGCCCUCCUGCUCCCAUCCCACUCAGUGCUGUUGAGUAGGGGCCCUGCCAGUAACCACCCAACGCAGUGAGGAGCCAUAGUGUGUAUACGUACACAAGCAGGGUCAGAGGGGUAUGUGAGGGGUGUUGUGCCCAGGUGAGGCAGGGCAGGGACAGUCUCCAGGGUCAGUUCCUGGAUGGGUGAUUACCUCCCCUUCUUCUACCCUAAGCCCUGGGGCCCUGAAACGGGGUGGGAGGGCAGGGGUGGGAGCUCUCCUUGUAGGGUUUGGGUUCCUGAAUGCACCAUAAUCGUAUGAAAUAUUAAAAAACUAAGUGAAAA
Molecule: messenger RNA, 3208 nt
Organism: Nycticebus coucang (slow loris)
Lineage: Eukaryota; Metazoa; Chordata; Mammalia; Primates; Lorisidae
Gene: CDK16
Product: cyclin dependent kinase 16
Exons: 16
Coding region: 430-2013 (527 amino acids)
Biological process (GO): neuron projection development; exocytosis; protein phosphorylation
Cellular component (GO): synaptic vesicle; nucleus; cytoplasm
Molecular function (GO): ATP binding; protein kinase activity
Source: RefSeq, a predicted model, not a curated record